AUGUAUCGGGUCCUUGGUAAGGGCGGAUUUGGUGAAGUUUGUGCCUGUCAGGUUCGUGCUACCGGAAAGCUUUACGCAUGUAAGAAACUGGAAAAGAAGCGAGUAAAGAAACGUCGAGGAGAACACAUGGCCUUGAUGGAAAAACAGAUAUUGCAGAAGGUGAACUCGCGUUUUGUGGCUGCUACCUGCCCUAUAAUGCCAGAUUAA
This is a messenger RNA of Protopolystoma xenopodis, 207 nucleotides long. NCBI's taxonomy places the organism in Eukaryota, Metazoa, Platyhelminthes, Monogenea, Polystomatidea, Polystomatidae. The record is from the annotation of a GenBank genome assembly.